AUGGUGGUGGUUCCUGCCAUAGGUGCCGCUGCCUCUUCGGUGGCCGGUUUACUUUUCAAAGCCAGCUCUGCCUCCACGGUGGCUGCCUCAGCCGGUGUAGCUGCCAUUGGUGCCUCCAAACUUAGCCUGGCUAUAGCGGGAGCCGUGAAGGUAGCCACCGCCAUUAUAGGUGUGGGCAAAUUGGCCAUUAUACCCUUUCUGAUAGCCGCCAUUGCCUAUUACAACUACGAUUUGUUCGAUCCCGAAAAUCGUCCGUUUAAUGUUAAAGAAGUUGAUCGGGUCUAUGAUUUUAUAAUCAUAGGUGGCGGUUCGGCGGGCUCGGUUUUGGCUUCGCGUCUCUCGGAAAUACCUCAUUGGAAGAUAUUACUAUUGGAGGCUGGUGGUCAUGAAACGGAAAUAUCGGAUGUGCCGCUAUUAUCGUUGUAUUUGCAUAAAAGCAAAAUGGAUUGGAAAUAUAGAACUCAACCCCAAAACACUGCUUGCCAAGCCAUGAAAGACAAACGCUGCUGCUGGACUAGAGGCAAGGUAUUGGGUGGCAGUUCUGUGCUCAACACCAUGCUGUAUAUAAGAGGCAAUCGUCGUGAUUUUGAUCAAUGGGCUUCGUUUGGCAAUGAAGGCUGGGGCUAUGAGGAUAUCUUGCCAUAUUUUAGAAAAUCAGAAGAUCAAAGGAAUCCCUAUUUGGCCAGAAAUAAAAGAUAUCAUGGAACAGGUGGCUAUUGGACAGUGCAAGACUCUCCCUACAACACCCCCCUGGGUCCUGCCUUUCUGCAGGCCGGCGAGGAAAUGGGCUAUGACAUAGUCGAUGUUAAUGGAGAACAACAGACCGGUUUUGGUUUCUAUCAAUUCAAUAUGAGACGUGGCUCCAGGGCAUCAGCUGCCAAAUGUUUCCUCAGACCAGUGCGUUUAAGGAAAAAUCUGCAUGUAGCUUUAUUUUCACAUGUUACCAAAGUUCUAACACACCCAGAGACCAAACGGGCCACGGGGGUGCAAUUCAUAAGAAAUGGAAAGCUGCAAACAGCCUAUGCCACCCGUGAGGUUAUACUAUCGGCAGGUGCCAUAGGCUCCCCCCAUCUGAUGAUGCUGUCUGGCAUAGGACCUGGAGAUGAGAUACAAAGAGUGGGUCUGCCUUUGGUACACCAUUUGCCGGGAGUGGGACAAAAUCUGCAAGAUCACAUAGCUGUGGGAGGCAUUGCCUUUCUAAUUGACUAUCCCAUUUCAGUGGUUAUGAAUCGCAUGGUUAAUGUCAAUACCGCCUUGCGUUAUGCCAUCAGUGAAGAGGGUCCUUUAACCUCCAGUGUGGGCCUGGAGGCGGUGGCCUUUAUCAAUACCAAAUAUGCCAAUUCCAGUGAUGAUUGGCCUGACAUCAGUUUCAUGAUGACCUCAGCCUCGGUGAUGUCAGAUGGUGGCAGUCAAGUCAAGGAGGCCCAUGGCUUGACUCAAGAGUUCUAUGAUGAUAUGUAUGGCGAGGUCAGCAAUCGAGAUGUCUUUGGUGUCUUCCCCAUGAUGCUGAGACCCAAAAGUCGCGGCUUCAUGAGAUUGGCCUCCAAGAAUCCCUUGCGUUACCCCUUGCUCUAUCACAAUUAUCUCACCCAUCCCGACGAUGUGAAUGUUAUGCGAGAAGGUGUCAAGGCUGCUGUAGCUGUGGGUGAGACCAAGGCCAUGAAGAGAUUUGGAGCACGUUUUUGGUCCAAACAAUUGCCCAAUUGCAGACAUUUGCCCCACUACACCGAUGAAUAUUGGAAUUGUGCUAUACGCCAAUACACCAUGACCAUAUAUCACAUGUCUGGCACAGCCAAAAUGGGUCCACCCACUGAUCCCUGGGCGGUGGUAGAUCCCCAGCUGAGGGUAUACGGAGUGCCCGGUCUGAGAGUGAUAGAUGCCAGCAUUAUGCCCACCAUUACCAAUGGCAAUAUACAUGCCCCAGUCAUUAUGAUUGCCGAAAAAGGAGCCGAUAUGAUCAAAGAUCUGUGGUUAACACCCACCGAGUAUCGUCAGAAACGCAACUUGGAGGAAUUGAGUGCAAGUGAUUUAAGAAAUAUCACCGAGAGCAUAGGAGGGACUCUAACAAAUAAAGUGGAUGAGAAUACGUAG
Molecule: messenger RNA, 2091 nt
Organism: Stomoxys calcitrans (stable fly)
Lineage: Eukaryota; Metazoa; Arthropoda; Insecta; Diptera; Muscidae
Product: glucose dehydrogenase [FAD, quinone]
Exons: 3
Coding region: 1-2091 (696 amino acids)
Molecular function (GO): flavin adenine dinucleotide binding; oxidoreductase activity, acting on CH-OH group of donors
Source: RefSeq, a predicted model, not a curated record